CGCUGCUUUUGAUUUUAAAAUAUGCGAGGAACUAAAAUAAUCCAGGCAUCCCAAAUUCAGUAAUUUCGUAUCGGUAUUUACACGUGUAUGGGUGGGUGAAGGUGAAGGAGAGAGAGGGAGGAAGAAACGUUAGCUGAUAAAAGAGGUGGGGGGGGGAAAUAAAAAGGAUAAGCCCCAGAUCCCGUUAUUGAGACUACAGGAGAUGUUCAGGGUGUAUGAUGGACAUUAUAGGUCAACCUGCAAACAGUAGCAGCAGCAACACUUUGUGACUCGAGAGUACAGCAGGACUGGCAAAAUGAUGGAUGAAUUGGCUGUCUCCUCUGGAAAGGAUUUCACUGACCAUUCUUCUGACAGUCUUCUGGAACCAUCAGAAGAUCUAGACUCAUCCUUGACUGAAGAAUCAUCUUCUAAUAUCAACCCUCCCUGUCGUUUUUUCUUGGAGGGAUGGUGCCAUUUUGGUGCCCGCUGCCAAAACUAUCAUCCUGGUGAUGUUGGUGAGGUUCACUAUUUAAAAGAUGAUGGACCUGUCCAUGUUCCUUCCUUGAAGCUCACAGAAGGGAAGAAACCUGCCAUGAAAACAGCCGAGGAUGUCAUUUCCCGACUCCUCUGGGAUACACAGGUACCUGCUGAACAGUUUUCUAUCGGCUACCUUGACCGGUUCUUGGGGAUCUUGGAGGAAUCUUUUACUUCUUUCUCAUGGGAGGAUCUAGCUUCAGUUGGUCCUGGUGUACUGGCAAUCCCUAAACAUAGGAUCCAGUAUUUUAAAUACAGAGACCGUGUGGUUUGGGACAAAGUCAGUCGUACCGAUGAAGUUUUUGGGUCUACUGGAAGUGGGAAAACCAUCUUGGAAGUGAUAAAGGAAGAAGACACCCAAGCUAAGAAGGAACUAUCGGGUCUUCCAAAUAGCCUCCAAGUUGAAGAGGAGAUAGAUGGGGAUUCAGCCAAAGAGAAAGAGUUGAACCAGACAAGUAGUGGACAGAAGUUAGUGAUGGCUUUAGGGGAAGGGGGGGAUAAUUUGGAGUUGGUUGAAGACAUGUCCAUCGACCAAGAAGGAAACAUAGCCAGCAAAGAGAAGGAAAAAGAGGCAGUCGGCUCAGUUAAGUGUAAAGAAUGCAAACAUGCUUGUGCUGUCGGAAUAGAAAAUGAACCUGUGAUGCUGAGGAGAGAAAACGUGGAUUUGGAAAAGAAGGGUGGGAGGAGCUUCUCCUAUCCAAAGAAGCGCCCCACCCAUUUCAUAGCUAUUCCUAUCUCCAGCCCAGAAAUCCGGGAAGCUGUGAAAAAUUUCCAGGAGGCUCUAUGUGCUGUCAACUCAGAUUACGCUCCGUUCUGUGUGCCCAGACCUACACUGCAUAUUACGCUUUGCCUCUUGCACUUGGAUACCCCUGAAGAAAUCCACAAAGCAAUGAUGGCUCUGGAAGAACUUCAGGCUGGUUUUCAGCGACUGCUGCCCCCAGUCUUGCUUCUCUCCUUCCAUAACGUGGAGUCUUUUAAUUCACGGGUUUUGUACUUGGCACCAGACCCUGUACCCCAACUAGUAGCUCUGGCUCAAAGUCUGGAAGAUGCCUUUACUAAAAAGGGCUUGACUGUGAUUUGCUCUCCCUCCAAAGGGAAGUUCCAUUUGACCAUCGUGAAAGUUCCUCCUAGGAAGGGAAUGCCACAGCUCCCAUCAGAUUUGGCUUGGGCUCCUACGAUGGAGGAUUUAGGGGUCCAGGCAGUUGAGUCCAUAGGUUUGUAUGAGGUAGGAAAAGGCAAAAGAACUGAUAAUGUGUACGUCAGCAUACUGAAAUUGGAUUUAUAUGGAGGAAGUGGAACUUAGUGGGAGAUACUUUCCAAAUGAACAAUUUGAAACUGUGUGAAUUUCAACUCCCAGAAUUCCUCAGCAGCAUGUCUGGAGCACUUUCGCUAAACACUAAGGGAAAAGUUGAUCAAAAUGGGGCAGAGAAAACAAGAACAGGAACAUUGCGAUGUCGUUGUCAUCGUUGUUAGUUACAAAGUAGUGUCCGACACAGAGACCCCAUGGACAACGUUCCUCCAGGCUUUCCUAUCCUCUAGAGUCCAUUUAAGCUCAUGCCUACUGCUUCAGUGACUCCAUCCAGCCACCUCAUUCUCUCAUUCCCUUCUUCUUUUGCCCUCAAUCUUUCAACAUUGUGAGAAAGUUAUAAUUUUUGCCUUGCUUGAUUUAAGCAGAUUAAUAAUGCACAAUAAAAGCAUGUUUUUACAAUCCCUUUUCAGAUACUUUUAAACGGGGUUUAUAGGUAUGUUACAUUUUUAGAGAUUCCUUUGUAUUGAUCAUAGAAAUGAAGAAAAAGGGGACAUCAUCUUUUUCUGAAAUUGUGUAAUUGCUGUCCAUUCUGGCAAUAAAGCAGGACAUUCUGCUUUAAGAUGUUGUGAAGGGUUGACUGAAAUACUGGAAUUUUAUCUGUAUUAAACCAAAUCCUUUGAGGUUGCAAAGAUGGGAGAGAAUGUAGAACAAUGUAAAUUGUCUUCUGCUGUGGUUUAAUGUUUCUGAUCCACAGUCCCAAUAGUCUGUGGUUGAGGGAAAAGGUGCUUUUGCUUUUGUUUAGUAUAUCCAAAUAAAUGCAAUUUUCAGUUGUUAAAAAAAAAUGACCCCAGUCAUAAUAAAGGCCUUUUCAAUCAAGACAACUAU
Molecule: messenger RNA, 2647 nt
Organism: Ahaetulla prasina
Lineage: Eukaryota; Metazoa; Chordata; Lepidosauria; Squamata; Colubridae
Gene: LENG9
Product: leukocyte receptor cluster member 9
Exons: 2
Coding region: 296-1816 (506 amino acids)
Molecular function (GO): metal ion binding
Source: RefSeq, a predicted model, not a curated record